Molecule: messenger RNA, 3428 nt
Organism: Onychostoma macrolepis
Lineage: Eukaryota; Metazoa; Chordata; Actinopteri; Cypriniformes; Cyprinidae
Exons: 2
Coding region: 1002-2594 (530 amino acids)
Source: RefSeq, a predicted model, not a curated record
CACUGCCAUUAUAAUGCUUGGAAGAGCCAGAACAUGUUUUUUAAUAUAACACUGAUUGUGUUAGUCUGAAAGAAUUACGUUAUAUGGACCUUGUAUGGCUUAAAGUCUGCAGAUGGAUCCACACGCCUCACGUCUCGUCAGCCCCGUAACAGAAUACUCGGCCACACAAGGAUCCAGCAGCUGUUCAAGUGGAUCAUGGCCAGGUAUGGACACAGCGAUCUUGUUGCUAGCCCUCAAGCAGGGCACACGAUCACUCGAGGGUUACAUUGCGGAAUAUUUGGCUUUGGCUAAUGGCUCAGAAUUGCCGGACGAUAUGUUGAUUGACUUUUUCUGUGAUGGCCUUAAUCAGCCUCUAAAGACUAAAGUAAUUCAUAAGGGUCUGCGUUCGUCACUGAGUACGUUUUUGGAUUAUGUUCUGUGGACUGUUGGUUCAGCUUUCACUGUGGGUGUCGCGGAGGAACGUGACACCGCACUCUCUCGUUGGAUAGCAGCCACACUGGAGCAGACACACAAAGUGGCAGCGACAGUGAAGCCCGUUCGUAAAAUGGCGGCCACAACAACCCCCCGUCUUGUCAUCGCUGUCAGUCAUGAGCCAAAUCAAGUCACAGUUAAUGUCAAAGAGCCAAAUCAAGCCACAGUUAAUGUCAAAGAGCCAAAUCAAGCCACAGUUAAUGUCAAAGAGCCAAAUCAAGCCACAGUUGAUCUUCGUGAGUCAAGCCAAGUCAAAGCUGAUCUUCACGAGUCAAGACAAGUCAAAGCUGAUCUUCACAAGCUAAGUCAAGUCACCGUUGAUCGUCACGAAUUAAGCCAAGUCAAAGCUAAUCUUCACGAGUCAAGACAAGUCACAGCUGGUCUUCACAAGCUAAGUCAAGUCACCGUUGAUAGUCACAAAUCAAGUCAAGUCAAAGCUGAUCUUCACGAAUCAAGUCAAGUCAAAGCUGAUUUUCAUGAGUCAAGACAAGUCAAAGCUGAUCUUCAUGAACUAAGUCAAGUCAUAGUUAAUGUCAAAGAGUCAAAUCAAGUCACAAUUGGUCGUCAUCAACCGAGUCACGUCUCAACUGAUCUCCCAGAAUCUUGCCCCGUCUCAGCUGAUCAUCCAGAGUCACUUCAUGUCUCAGCUGUCCGUCCAGAGUCACAGCACUUCACAGCUGUCCGUCCAGAGUCACAGCACGUCACAGCUGUCCGUCCAGAGUCACAGCACGUCACAGCUGUCCGUCCAGAGUCACAGCACUUCACAGCUGUCCGUCCAGAGUCACAGCACGUCACAGCUGUCCGUCCAGAGUCACAGCACGUCACAGCUGUCCGUCCAGAGUCACAGCUGUCCGUCCAGAGUCACAGCACGUCACAGCUGUCCGUCCAGAGUCACAGCACGUCACAGCUGUCCGUCCAGAGUCACAGCUGUCCGUCCAGAGUCACAGCACGUCACAGCUGUCCGUGCAGAGUCACAGCACGUCACAGCUGUCCGUGCAGAGUCACAGCACGUCACAGCUGUCCGUCCAGAGUCACAGCACGUCACAGCUGUCCGUCCAGAGUCACAGCACGUCACAGCUGUCCGUCCAGAGUCGGGUCACGUCUCCGCUGACCUUCCAGAGUCGGGUCACGUCUCCGCUGACCUUCCAGAGUCGGGUCACAUCUCCGCUGACCUUCCAGAGUCUGGUCACGUCUCCGCUGACACAUCCAGAUCAUCAAGGUCAGUCUUUCAUUAUCCCAGUCUGAUAUCCAGUGUGAGGGAUUCACCGCUGGUGUCUGCACGCACAGCUGGUAUCCCCAAACUCACUCACUCUAACCCUCCUGUUCCUGAACUGAUUCCCCUGUCUGAAACGCUUCCCCUGAUGGGGAUCGCAUUUUGGUGUGUUUGGGCUGCAUACACCACCACAGAACUCCCAGAGGUGGCGGCGUCCACUAUGAUGUCUCUAGAGGUGGCGGCUGACGCUGCAGAACCUCCUGAGGUAGUGGCGCUCACUGCCGUGUUCCCUGAAGUGAUGGUGCCCGCUGCAGUUUCUCCAGAGGUGGCGGUACAUGCUGCAGAACUCUCAGCCUGUUGUGUUGCGGUCGAAGAGAUCAUUACUGAACUCUCCUUGUGUCCUGUGUUUACCACUGUAGAACCUCCAGAGGUGGCGGCAACCGCCGCAGAACCUCCAGAGGUGUCAGUGGUAUCCGUCAAUGAACUCUCGUUCUGUCCUGUCACGGCUAUGGAGGCCGUCAAUGAACUCUUGUUCUGUCCUGUCACGGCAAUGGAGGCCGUCAAUGAACUCUCGUUCUGUCCUGUCACGGCUAUGGAGGCCGUUAAUGAACUCUCGUUCUGUCCUGUCACGGCUAUGGAGGCCGUCAAUGAACUCUCGUUCUGUCCUGUCCCUGCUAUGGAAAGUAACUACCUACCUCAGUCCUUGUGUCUGUGCAUGUUCUGUCUCCUCCUUGUGUCUCCAUUCUCCCUAGGUCCCAGGCUCUGCUGUAGGUUCCUGAUCUGUCAUAGUGGGAUCCUGCUCUAUCUGCUCCACCAUGGUGGUCUUCUGCUCCACCUGUUCUAUCUGCGCCGCUGUGGUGGUCUGCUGUCUGGCUCUGGUGGUCUUCUGCACCGCCGUGGAGAUCUUUAGUCCCGUCUGCUCCGCCCUGGUGGGCUCCAGUCCCGUCUGCUCCGCCCCGGUGGGCUCCAGUUCCGUCUGCUCCGCCCUGGUGGGCUCUGGUCUCAUUUGCCCCAUCGGCUCCGCCCUGGUGGGCUCCGGUCUUGUCUGCUCCAUCCUGGUGGACUCCAGUCCCGCCGGCUCCGCUCCGGUUUCCUGCUGUGCCGGCUCUACCUCGACCCCAGACCACUCCGCUUCCACAUGGCCCUGGCCCUCCAUCCCUCCCCCUGUUCUGCCUCCGCUCCACCUCCCUCCUGGAUUGUAGACACUGUGGAGCGUCUGGAAGCCGCUCUUUGGGGGGGGGGCUCUGUCACGAAUCCAGUCUGUGCACUCCCGUUCAUUCACCACCAGAGGUCACUCGCUCAUCAUAUUGACUUUCACACCACACAUCUCAAUGGACUGCGUUUCCCAUCAGCCAUCUCACUAAUCACACGCUCACCUGAUCACACGCACACAGCUGUAACCAAGCACACACUCUAUUUAAGCCAUGGACUUUCUCUCCCUCGUUGCAGAGUAUUGUAUGCAUUAUCGCUGCCCUACAGAGUCCCGUUAGUUUUCCUAGCCUUGCCUAUGUCGGAUUGUGUUUUCCCCUGCCUGGACUAUCGCUGACGUUUUGGAUUACCUCUCCUGUCUCGCCCCUCUGGAUACUGUUCGCCGAUCGUCGACCCACGCUUGUCUCUGUUUACUCUUUGUCUCGCCCAUGUUAUACCUGUUUGCCACUGUUUGACCCUGCCUGUUAUGACCACGUCUCUUGUCAAUAAAAGUCUGCAGAUGGAUCCACACGCCUCACGUCUCGUCAGCCCCGUA